Messenger RNA from Coregonus sp. 'balchen', 21930 nucleotides. The record is from the annotation of a GenBank genome assembly. NCBI's taxonomy places the organism in Eukaryota, Metazoa, Chordata, Actinopteri, Salmoniformes, Salmonidae.
AUGGCGGGGUGAAAAUGCCUGUAUUGCGCGCGCCUUGGCGAGUGUGCGUGCAUCUGGUGUGAAUCAUGCCUAGAAAACCGAUCCAACUCGAGUAUCAUUUGGUGCGCUACCCUUAUGUUUCAGUUGUAUUUACCUUGGUUUUAUGUGUCCCUGGAAUGUGGUAUGUCAUGGUAUUUUGUGUGUGAGGGGAGGUAGACCAGCCUGGGGAAUAUGGCUACCCAUUCAUCCACGGGAGCCUCUGAAACGCUAAUAAAAACCAGGACUGUCGGUGGACAUCGGCUCAUGGGAUGUGAUCUUAUUAGCACGCAGCCUAGCGACGUCUACACUACUCCAAGUAGGCUAUCCACCAUUGAAACGCAAUUGUCUUAUAUAUUCUAUGGUCUUAUUAGGGAACAAUGAAAUGUGGAAGGGGCGACGGCAACCUGUUGGUUUUGAGUGAAAACGCGGUACGAGAAAGGGAGAGCAGAGGAACUACAUUUUCACUGAUAGCAGGGGGGCGGAAUGGCUUUAGAAGUCACCCCACCCCCCACGCCUAGCUCUUCGCUACCUGAAAAGACCGAGAGGGUCGCAUUUGAGCGAAGAAAAUCAGCUAUUUCGCAAGAUAAACACAAAUGGACGAUGGUUGUUAUUAAAAUGUAACUUAUAAUCGGAAGCGACUGUUGCAACAUUGUAACCGCAAACUAUGUAACCGAUAUUGCAACUAAGUAGCAAUGUGGCGUCGAUAAUUGCCCCUCUUGCUCCCGUUUUUUCCAGGUAAUGCAUGGGUCCCUCGAUAUUUUUUUUGGGAGGGGGGGGGUUCGUUUGAGCUCAUGACGAUCGCUUUUCUAGUGGUGGUCAGGGCUUUGUCUUUCGGCCUAUGUGUCUUCACGGUGGCGACAGGGCCUGCGUUUGUAAAAGCGUUUAUUGCCCUAACUUCCCUUGCUCCCACUAGCACAUUUACAGACCUAUAUCCAUCCUGCCCUGCCUUUCGAAAGUAUUUGAAAGCCAAGUUAACAAACAGAUCACCGACCAUUAUGAAUCCCACCAUACCUCUGGUCAUGGGUGCACCUCAGCCACGCUCAAGGUCCUAAACUAUAUUAUAACCGCAAUCGAUAAAAUACAGUACUGUGCAGCUGUCUUCAUCGACCUGGCCAAGGCUUUCGACUCUGUCAAUCACCGCAUUCUUAUUGGCAGACUAAAUAGCCUUGGUUUCUCAAAUGACUGCCUCGCCUGGUUCACCAACUACUUCUCAGAUAGAGUUCAAUGUGUCAAAUCGGAGGGCCUGUUGUCUGGACCUCUGGCAGUCUCUAUGGGGGUGCCACAGGGUUCAAUUCUCGGGCCGACUCUAUUCUCUGUAUAUCAAUGAUGUCGCUCUUGCUGCUGGUGACUCUCUGAUCCACCUCUACGCAGACGACACCAUUUUGUAUACAUCUGGCCCUUCAUUGGAAACUGUGUUAACAAAUCUCCAAACAAGCUUCAAUGCCAUAACACUCCUUCCGUAGCCUGCAAUUGCUCUUAAACGCUAGUAAAACUAAAUGCAUGCUCUUCAAUCGAACGCUGCUUGCACCCGCCCGCCCGACUAGAAUCACUACUCUCGGCAGGUCUGACUUAGAAUAUGUGGACAACUACAAACACCUAGGUGUCUGGUUGGACCGUAAACUCCUCCUUCUCACUUUAAGCAUCUCCAAUCCAAAGUGAAAUCUAGAAUCAGCUUCUUAUUUCGCAAAACAAAGCCUCCUUCACUCACGCUGCCAAACAUGCCCUCGUAAAACUGACUAUACUAUACUGACUUCGGCGAUGUUAUUUACAAAAUAGCCUCCAACACUCUACUCAGCAAAUUGGAUGUAGUCUAUCACAGUGCCAUCCGUUUUACAUUACAUUUACGUCAUUUAGCAGACGCUCUUAUCCAGAGCGACUUACAAAUUGGUGCAUUCACCUUAUAAUAGGCAGUGGGACAACCACUUUACCAAUUUAUUUAUUUUAAUUUUUUGAGUAUAUUUUUAAUUUUCAUUUGUUUUAUGUUUUCUUAUUUUCUUAUUUUUUGUGGGGGUGGGGUAGGGUUUUCUCACCAAAGCCCCAUAUACUACCCACCAUUGUGACCUGUAUGCUCUCGUUGGCUGGCCCUCACUACAUAUUCGUCGCCAAACCCACUGGCUCCAGGUCAUCUAUAAAUCACUGCUAGGAAAAUCCCCGCCUUAUCUUAGCUCAUUGGUCACCAUAGCAACACCCACCCGUAAUAUGCGCUCCAGCAGGUAUAUCUCACUGGUCAUCCCCAAAGCCAACACCUCCUUUGGCCGCCAUUCCUUCCAGUUCUCUGCUGCCAAUGACUGGAACAAAUUGCAAAAAUCUCUGAAGCUGGAGACACUUAUCUCCCUCACUAUAUUUAAGCAUCAGUUGUCAGAGCAGCUUACCGAUCACUGCACCUGUACACAGCCCAUCUGUAUUUAGCCCACCCAACUACCUCAUCCCCAUAUUGUUAUUUAUUUUGGUCAUUUGCACCCCAGUAUCUCUAUUUGCACAUCAUCUUCUGCACAGCUAACACUCCAGUGUUAAUACUAAAUUGUAAUUAUUUUGCACUAUGGCCUAUUUAUUGCCUUACCUCCAUAACUUACUACAUUUGCACACACUGUAUAUAGAUUUUCUAUUUUUGACUGUACGUUUUUGUUUGUCCCAUAUGUAACUCUGUGUUUUUUAUCGCACUGCUUUGCUUUAUCUUGGCCAGGUCGCAGUUGUAAAUGAGAACUUGUUCUCAACUGGCCUACCUGGUUAAAUAAAGGUUAAAUAAAAAAUUAAAUUAACCAUAUGUGGUACUAUGGUAGCCUAUAAUUACUAUUACAGACAAUGUUUCCAAUCACUUUAGUGUGUGUUAGGAGGUCAGGGGGAUGGGAAAAUAGAAGGAUGUGUGUGUAUACGAGAGCAAGACCACUGUAGGCCCGUGUAGCUCAGUUGGUAGAGCAUGGCGCUUGCAACGCCAGGGUUGUGGGUUCGUUUCCCACGGGGGGCCAGUAUGAAAAUGUAUGCACUCACUAACUAAGUCGCUCUGGUUAGGAGCGUCUGCUAAAUGACUAAAAUGUAAAUGUAUAUAGGUUAUGUAUGCCUCAUGCCUGUGUGUGUGUAUUACAUCACAGCUCUGAAGGUGUGUAUUACAUUUAGCACCUGCCUGUGGUCAGCUGUGUGUCACCUGCAGCACUGGUCUGUAGUGUGUGUUUUAACCCAUUCCACUCAUCCACUUUCCCAAAUGAGCCCUUGAAACUGAAGAAGUGAGACACGAGCAUCCAGUUUACUAGAGAAACUAGCCCCAUCUGUGUGAGGGAACUUUAAAAACAAAACGCAUACUGCUGAUGCAUGAUUGAUGGCUGAGUGUGUUUGGGGGUGUGGCGGAAUAGAGGGAACUGAAGUGGAUGAAAUCCUGUUGCGCCUUGAUUUGGAAUGAUUGGAAAUACAUUGCGUUGGCUGCAUGAGAUGAGAAGAACCGUACAGAGUUGGGCAUCUUAUAUGAACCGGGUGUGGUUCCUAGAGUUAUGUUUGUCUAAUCUGGGUCCAUCUUUGCCCUUCUGACUCUACAUUACAUUGAAGUCAUUGAAUCUUUCUUUUGAUUCGCUGAGGGGAAUUGAUCAAAUUGUGAAACGUUCGAUCUAAAAUCCUCGAUUGUGAUACAUUUUUGGAAACCUUGAGCACAAUUUAUAAUCCAAAAACAACUUUACUAAUACAAAAGUUGUAUUUGUCACAUGCGCCGAAUACAACCGGUGUAGACCAUACCGUGAAAUGCUUACUUACAAGCCCUUAACCAAGAAUGCAGUUUUAAGAAAAUAUUUAUUAAAUAAAGUAAAAAGUAACACAAUAAAAUUAUUAAGACAAUAGUAAAUAGUAAUAUGCCAUUUAGCAGACGCUUUUAUCCAAAGCGACUUACAGUCAUGUGUGCAUACAUUUUUACGUAUGGGUGGUCCCGGCGAUCGAACCCACUACCCUGGCGUUACAAGCGCCAUGCUCUACCAAUUGAGCUACAGAGGACCACAUGCUAUGUGCGGGGGUACAGGUUAGUCGAGGUAAUUUGUACAUGUAGGUAGGGGUAGAGUGACUAUGCAUAGAUAAUAAACAGCGAGUAGCAGCAGUGUAAAAACAGGGGGGGGUUAAUGUAAAUAGUCCGGGUGGCCAUUUUAUUAAUUGUUCAGCAGUCUUAUGGCUUGGGGGGUAGAAGCUGUUAAGGAGCCUUUUGGACCUAGACUUGGCAUUCCAGUACCGCUUGCCGUGCAGUAGCAGAGAGAACAGUCUAUGACUUGGGGGACUGGAGUCUUUGACACUUUUUUUUGCCUUCCUCUGACACCGCCUAGUAUAGAGGUCCUGGAUGGCAGGUAGCUUGGCCCCAGUGAUGUAUUGGACCGCACACACUACCCUCUGUUGGCGCCUUACGGUCGGAAGCCGAGCAGUUGCCAUACCAGGCAUUGAUGCAACCGGUCAGGAUGCUGUCGAUUAUGCAGCUGUAUAACUUUCUGGGGGCCCAUGACAAAUCUUUUCAGUCUCCUGAGGGGGAAUAGGCGUUGUCGUGUCCUCUUCACGACUGUCUUGGUGUGUUUGGAUCAUGAUAGCUUGUUGGUGAUGUGGACACCAAGGAACUCGAAGCUCUCAACCUGCUCCACUACAGCCCUGUUGAUGUGAAUAAGGGCUUGUUUCCUUUGUCUUGCUCACGUUGAGGGAGAGGUUGUUAUCCUGGCACCACACUGCCAGGUCUCUGACCACCUCCCUAUAGGCUGUCUCAUCGUUGCCGGUGAUCAGACCUGCCAGCAAACUUAAUGAUGGUGUUGGAGUCAUGACCUGCCUUUCAAAGCACUUCAUAGCUAACGACGUUGGUGGUAUUCAUUUAGGCAUGUUACCUUUUCUCGUUCUUGGGCACAGGGACUAUUGUGGUCUGCUUGAAACAUGUAGGUAUUACAGACUCGGUCAGGGAGAGGUUGAAAAUGUCAGUGAAGACACUUGCCAGUUGGUCCUUUGCAUGCUCUGAGUACAUGUCCUGGUAAUCCGUCUGGCACCGCGGCCUUGUGAAUAUUGACUGGUUUAAAGGUCUUGCUCUCAUGCAUGCUUCAGUGUUGCUUGCCUCAAAGCGAGCAUAAAAGGCAUUUAGCCCAUCUGGUAGACUCGUGUCACUGUGCAGCUCGCGGCUGGGUUUCCCUUUGUAGUCCGUAAUAGUUUGCAAGUUCACAUCCAAUGAGCGUCAGAGCCGGUGUAAUCCAUGGCUUCUGGUUGGGAUAUGUACGUACGGUCACUUUGGGGAUGACGUCGUCGAUGCACUUAUUGAUGAAGCCGGUGACUGUGGUAUACUCCUCAAUGCCAUUGGAUGAAUCCCGAAACAUAUUCCAGUCUGUUAGCAAAACAGUCCUGUAGCGUAGCAUUCGCAUCAUCUGACCACUUUCGUUUUGAGCGAGUCACUGGUACUUCCUGCUUUGGUUUUUGCUUUUAAGCAGGAAUCAGGAGGAUAGAAUUUUGCCCUGUUUCCUAUCGAAAUGCAUUGAAAAUUGUGCACUGUCUCUUUAAGAAUGUCACGUUUGGGUGUGAUGACAUGCAAUUCAUUCAUUGCUAUGAUCAUUUGAUCUCCUGAAGAAGCUGUCCUUUUAACAUUCUUUCUGUGCCCCCAAAUGUUUGGAUAUACUGCUAAAGUUGCCAGGUUGUUAGCCAGCUAAUGAGGUAACGUCAUGACUGAACAAGGUGUUAACGGCCCGCAACAUGGUUUACCUGGGUGGUAGGUAGCCUAGAUGUUAAUAGUGUCGGACAAGUAACCAAAAUGUCGCUGGUUCGAAUCCCGAGCCGACUAGGUGGGGAAAAAAUAUGUGCCCUUGAGCAAGGCACUUAACCAUAAUUGCUCAUGUAAGUCUCUCUGGAUAAGAGCGUCUGCUAAAGGACUAAAAAAAGUUAAAUGGUUUAUGAAUGUAAAAUGCGGCCCACCAACGGCGAAGCAUCCAGCAAAACGUAGCGCAGAUAAUAUGGUCACAACUUUUGAACGGUUUGGGCUAGAGACAAGCAGUUCUCUGUGUAGUAAUGCAUCUUUUUCAUGAAUCUUAAUUUUUAUAUAGCGCACUCUGAAAAAGCGGUACAGCAACGCCAAAUCAUUAAAACAAUUAUACUCUGGCUGAUAACUGGUGCUCCCAAAUUAAAAUUACAGGUUUGCACAGAAAUAUGUGACCAAAAUGGUCGCACUUAGAGCCCUGUCCUCCAAAUAGCUUUCAUCCACCCUCUGUGUUGAUCGGUGCAGAUGAAGGAGAGGAAGCCACGUUAGACUAUUGACUUGUACCCUAUUUCAGGGAUGGGCAACUCCAAUCCUGGAGGGGCUGAUUGGUGUCACAGCUAACACAACUGGCUCCAAUAACGAACUAAUCAUGAACUUCAGUUUAAUUUUUUCGUUUAAUCAGCUAUGUUUGCUACGGAUGGGGGGUAAAGUGUUAACUCCCCCUGACAGCAUGUAACUGUUAGUGAAAGGCUGUCAUGAUGAUGACGAUGAUUAUUAUUUCUGCAUGUUUUGUCCUACGACAACAGUCCUCAUCCUACCGACUAUAAACAGGAGAGGAAAUCUCUGUUUGUGUUUACUUCACAGGAACAAGAAGGUGGUGAAUUACUCACAAUUCCAGGAGUCUGAUGACGCAGGUGAGAGAGCGAGAGUUUGUGUGUGCAACUGCAACCCCUCUCCCCUGUAAACUGUGUGUUUAACCCCUUUUUUCCUUCCCUUGUAGAUGAGGAGUAUGGGAAGAACUCCGACAAGCCUAAGAAGCCUCGUGCGGCUCCUCGCGAGGUGAAGCGCAAGCGAUCAAAGAACUCUCAGGAGGACAGGUGAGCCCAGAGAACAGCAGCACAAGGCUGAAUCCUAACUCUCAGGAGGACAGGUGAGCCCAGAGAACCGCAGCACAAGGCUGAAUCUUGACUCAAACUUCAGGGAACAUCUUCCAUUGGCAUCAUGCAUGAUUUAGAAAUAAGAGUUGAGGGCGUUCAACUCAAGAUUUGGUGGUUCUAUUAAAAAGCAGACUUGGUGUGUAUCUUGUUGCUCAAUUGUUGUUUUUUGUUUCAGUGAGGAUUCUGAUGAAAAACUCUCCAAAUCCAAAAAUGAUUCAGCAGGUAAGCCAUUCUGACAUUUCCAUUCAUCAACUGGUUGAUUAACAAUAUUAUAUUUGUGAUAGAUCUAUGAAUUAUGAUAAAUCUAUGAUCCCUUUCAGAAGUGGAAAUGUUGUUCAAGCUUGGUCUUGGGGUUAGGGAAAAUGUCCUUUAGAGGAGGCUAUGGUUAGAGGUUAGGAUCCAGAUAGUGAUGGGGGGGAGAAAUCGAUACAGUUAAAUAUAUUAUUUCUGACUAUGUAUUGUUUUGACAAUAUCGCUAUAUAAUUUUUUUCACUACUUUAUUAACCUUUAUUUAAACAGGGAGUCACAUAAAAACUAUUUAUACUGAACAAAAAUAUAUGCACCAUGUGAAGUGUUGGUCCCAUGUUUCAUGAGCUGAAAUAUUUACAAAAAGCUUAUUUCGCAACAACAAAAAUCACUAAUUUGUUUACAUCCCUUUUAGAGAGCAUUUCUCCUUUGCCAAAAUAAUCCAUCCACCUGACAGGUGUGGCAUGUCAAGAAGCUGCUUAAACAGCAUGAUCAUUACACAGGUGCACCUUGUGCUGGGGACAAUAAAAGGCCACUCUAAAAUGUGCAGUUUUGUCACACAACACAAUGCCACAGAUGUCUCAUGUUUUGAAGGAGAAUGCAAUUGGUAUGCUGACUGCAGGAAUGUCCACACCAGCCCAGGACCUCCACAUCCGGCUUCAUCACCUGCGGGAUCAUCUGAGACCAGACGGCUGAUGAAACUGGGUUGGCACAACCGAAGAAUUUCUGCACAAACUGUCAGAAACCAUUUCAGGGAAGCUCAUCUGCGUGCUUGUCCUCACCAGGGUCUUAAUCUGACUGCAGUUCGGCUUCGUAACCGACAUCAGUGGACAAAUGCUCACUUUCGAUGGCCACUGGCUCGCUGGAGUAAUGUGCUAUUCAGGGAUUUAUCACUGUUUCAACUGUACCGGGCAGAUGGCAGACAGCAUGUAUGGUGUCGUGUGGGCUAGCGGUUUGCUGAUGUCAACGUUGUGAACAGACGGCCCCAUGGUGGCGGUGUGGUUAUGGUAUGGGCAGACAGAUACAGUGGGGGGAAAAAAGUAUUUAGUCAGCCACCCAUUGUGCAAGUUCUCCCACUUAAAAAGAUGAGAGAGGCCUGUAAUUUUCAUCAUGGGUACACGUAAACUAUGACAGACGAAAUUAGAAAAAAAAAUCCAGAAAAUCACAUUGUAGGAUUUUUAAUAAAUGUAUUUGCAAAUUAUGGUGGAAAAUAAGUAUUUGAGACCAAAGAGCUGUCAAAGGACACAAGAAACAAAAUUGUAGACCUGCACCAGGCUGGGAAGACUGAAUCUGCAAUAGGUAAGCAGCUUGGUUUGAAGAAAUCAACUGUGGGAGCAAUUAUUAGGAAAUGGAAGACAUACAAGACCACUGAUAAUCUCCCUCGAUCUGGGGCUCCACGCAAGAUCUCACCCCGUGGGGUCAAAAUGAUCACAAGAACGGUGAGCAAAAAUCCCAGAACCACACGGGGGGGACCUAGUGAAUGACCUGCAGAGAGCUGGGACCAAAGUAACAAAGCCUACCAUCAGUAACACACUACGCCGCCAGGGACUCAAAUCCUGCAGUGCCAGACGUGUCCCCCUGCUUAAGCCAGUACAUGUCCAGGCCCGUCUGAAGUAUGCUAGAGUGCAUUUGGAUGAUCCAGAAGAGGAUUGGGAGAAUGUCAUAUGGUCAGAUGAAACCAAAAUAGAACUUUUUGGUAAAAACUCAACUCGUCGUGUUUGGAGGACAAAGAAUGCUGAGUUGCAUCCAAAGAACACCAUACCUACUGUGAAGCAUGGGGGUGGAAACAUCAUGCUUUGGGGCUGUUUUUCUGCAAAGGGACCAGGACGACUGAUCCGUGUAAAGGAAAGAAUGAAUGGGGCCAUGUAUCGUGAGAUUUUGAGUGAAAACCUCCUUCCAUCAGCAAGGGCAUUGAAGAUGAAACGUGGCUGGGUCUUUCAGCAUGACAAUGAUCCCAAACACACCGCCCGGGCAACGAAGGAGUGGCUUCGUAAGAAGCAUUUCAAGGUCCUGGAGUGGCCUAGCCAGUCUCCAGAUCUCAACCCCAUGGAAAAUCUUUGGAGGGAGUUGAAAGUCCGUGUUGCCCAGCGACAGCCCCAAAACAUCACUGCUCUAGAGGAGAUCUGCAUGGAGGAAUGGGCCAAAAUACCAGCAACAGUGUGUGAAAACCUUGUGAAGACUUACAGAAAACGUUUGACCUGUGUCAUUGCCAACAAAGGGUAUAUAACAAAGUAUUGAGAAACUUUUGUUAUUGACCAAAUACUUAUUUUCCACCAUAAUUUGCAAAUAAAUUCAUUAAAAAUCCUACAAUGUGAUUUUCUGGAUUUCUUUUCCUCAUUUUGUCUGUCAUAGUUGACGUGUACCUAUGAUGAAAAUUACAGGCCUCUCAUCUUUUUAAGUGGGAGAACUUGCACAAUUGGUGGCUGACUAAAUACUUUUUUCCCCCACUGUAUAUACUACGGACAACAAACACAAUUGCAUUUUAUCGAUGGCAAUGUGAAUGCACAGAGAGACCUUGACAAGAUUCUGAGGCCCAUUGUGGUGCCAUUAAUUCGCUGCCAUCACAUGUUUCAGCAUGAUCAUGCACGGCCCCAUGUCGUAAGGAUCUGUACACAAUUCCUGGAAGCUGAAAAUGUCCCAGUUCUUCCAUGUCCUGCAUACUCACCGGACAUGUCACCCAUUGGGCAUGUUUUGGAUGCUCUGGAUCGACGUGUACCACAGCGUGUUCGAGUGCCCUCCAAUAUCUAGCAACUUUGCACACCCAUUGAAGAGGAAUGGGACAACAUUCCAGAGGCCACAAUAAACGGCCACAAUCAACGGCUUAAUAAACUAUGCGAAGGAGAUGUUGCGCUGCGUGAGGCAAAUGGUGGUCACACCAGAUACAGACUGAUCCCCGCCCCUACCUUUAAAAAAAAAUUCUCAGUCAUGUGAAAUCCAUAGGUUAGGGCAUAAUUAAUUCAUUUCAAUUGACUAAUUUCCUUAUGAACUGUAAAUCUCUGAAAUUGUUGCGUUUUAGUGUUUUUCAAUGUAUAUAAAAUAAAACACUAAAUAAAAUGCAACAGCCCUACAAAGACAUUACAAAUAAAACACAAUAAAAUACACAUUAAACAUAUUUAAGAAAAGCAAUCCCAUUCUGUAACAUAAGUCUCCAAUCAAUCAUUGUAAAUGCCUGAAAGGCACCAGAAUAUCUAACUGCAAGGAUUUCUGCAUAUUGUUCCACACCUAAAAAGCAGAUUUUCCCAAUCCUAUGGAGACCAAAGGGAUCUCCAGAGUUAUCCAUCCCUGAGAACGGGUUUGGUAAUUUGUAUGUCUGAAUUUAAUCAAUGAAGUUAUGUACAGAAAAGUUUAUGCAAGACGGCUUUGUAAAUAAGAGUGCAGCUCUCUUCUUACAGACAGAGAGGUCCAUGCCACAUUUUUGUACAGAACACAAUGAUGAGUCCUAAAGACGUCCCGAGUGAUAAAACGAGUUGCUGAAUGGAAUACUGAGUCCAAUGGUUUCAAAACAGAGGCUGCCACAUGCAUAUAAAUAAUGUCAGCAUAGUCUAUUACAGGGAGAAGCCUUGUUUGAACAAUCUUCCUAUUUGUGUCAGAACUGAGGCAGGAUUUAUUUCUAUAUAAAAAAUGUAAAAUAGAUCAUAGAUCUCAGCUUUGUCAUUUUCAAUGUGUGUUUCAAAAGACAACUUGUCAUCAAUCCAGAUACCUAAGUACUCCUAGUGAGAAACAUGCUCAAUUUGGGCUUCAUUUGGAGUGCAAGUACGCAUGUCCUCAGUCAACGUUACGAGACCUAGAGAACGGUAUUUGCAUUUAACACUAAGUUAAUAUCAGGAAGUGAUUGUUGGAUUAAGUCAUGCUGAAGGUCACUAAUGGCCUGCUGCACUGAAGAGGCACAGGAAUAAAUAACUGUAAUCUGUGUAGAGAUGAAUGUUACAGGUGUUAACAGUAUUUCCAAUGUCAUUUAUAUACAACGUGAACAACAAUGGCCCCAAAAUCGAACCCUGGGGUACCCCAUUAAGCACUUUAAGAAAUGUGGAUUUAACCCUGUCUAUCAUAAAAGCCUUGGUUCUGUCACUAAGAUAAUUCUGAAACCACAAACAGGCAUCAGUGCCAAGGCCUAACACGGACAACUUACUCAAUAUGAUAGAAUGAUCAACUGUAUCAAAAGCUUUUGACAAAUCCUAUAAAUAGGGCAGCACAAUUCAUCUUAGCAUCCAAAGCAUUGACAAUAUAAUUUACAACAGAUGUGGUUGCAGUAAUAGUACUGUACCCUGGUCUAAACCCUGAUUGAUGUACAUUCAUAAUACAGUUCACAGAUUUAAAAAAUAUUUAAAAAAGAACGAAGUUGCACAUUCACCAAUGAUUGAAGAAUCUUAGCUAAACAAGGAACCCUUAAUAUGGGACAAUAGUGGUCAAGAUCACAACAAUCACCUCCCUUAUGUAGUGGCAGCGCAUAAGCUUGUUUCCACACUUUAGGAAUAUUUCUUGAUAAGUGUUUAAAUUAAAGAUGUGGGUUAUUAAACCAACAAUGACCUGGAUCCAAGUGGUCGGCCCAUGUAGAUAUCGUAAUGUCAACAACACAUUUUCUGUGAAUUGCCAAAAGGGAAAACCCUGACUGACAUUUUCUAAAUUAUUCAGUAAAAUUCCCCCAUUAACAUCCAGUACAUUGUCACAGUGAGUAGGCUUUUGAAUUGUAUCAGAGAGCCUGCAGAAAUAAAAUGUUAAUUUAAAUUAUUAAAUUAUCAGUAAUAGGGCCAGACUACAUUCAUUUGUAAGGGAAGAGUAGAGGAAGUACAACCCUUUUUAAUUAUUUCACAGUUUUCCAGAAUUUAUAGGGAUUUCCAGUACAGUCAGUGAGUGUCUUUUACACAGAUUUCUCAAUUCUCUGAAGGAUUGCCAGUCCCGGCUGGAGUCAGUACUUCUAGCCAUGGCCCAGGCAACAUCUCUAUUGCGUAUGAACUCAAGAUAGUUAUUACAAAAAUCCUUUAACCGGUCUGAGUCUUGGGUUCCUCAGGACAGGUUCAAGUCACCUGCGACCAACAUCUCAGAAGUAGAAAAAUAAGCUAUUAAGUCAGUGGGACUAGUUAACAAACAUUUCUUAGGGUGGUAGACUCCCGAACAGUUACUUGAGAAUUAGAACCUAGUUGAAGACUUAAAGCUAGAAAUUCAAAUUGUUUAGGACUGGAAGUAGCCUUGAAGAGACACAGAAAGGUGACUUUUUGUAUAGAUAGCAACACCACCACCUUUGCCCGUUCUAUCAGCCCUGAAUACUCUAAAACCAUCAAUAGUAACCUCAGCAUCCACCAUUUUCUCAGAUAACCAUGUUUCUGAUCAAAUAAAAAUAUCUGGAUCUGCCUGGGAAGCCCAGAUCUAGUUGUAGUCCAUUUUUGACGAAAGGCUGCAAACAUUUAAUUAAUAAUUAAGCUAAGUGGAUUUUGACUCAUCAUUACCACUUACAUGGGAUGUGCAAAUUCACAAGCAUCAUGCGCUCUCCCUCCUCCGCGUAAAGAAAUUUGACUGCAACCAGCCACAGCGCACUCAAAUUGUACCGGGAGGCGGGACAGACAGCAGACUGCGUUUCGCUGUCAUCGCUCUCUUUGUGACUGACAGGCACCUAUCUUAUCAAUAGAUAGCUAGAAGAUGCAUAUCGUUCACUCUAGCGGGAGCGUGCUCGACAGACUAGUGAAUUGAAACUUUUAAAUGGAAAGUAGCCUAGUUAAUAUGAAAUCAAAAAAGUAGAAAUGAAUCUGUGACCGGCUGAUUAGCCGACCCGGCGCUAAUGGAAAACACUGCGAAGGGGGGAAGGGGACUAGGGCUAUGAGAAGGGAACUAGGGCUAGUGGCCAGGAGUUGUUUUGGGACUGGGCUAGUGGUAAAUGUUUUUGUGUUGGGAUGCAGAUGACUUUGGCAGUGAUGAAGACAACGACUUUGGAGAGGAGGAUGAUGAGGAUGGAGGGAGUGACUACGAAGCUAAACGAGGGAAAAAGGGAAAGACAGCCAAGGUGGCAAAGCCCACUAAGAGGACACCCAAGAGAAAACGACCCGCAGGUAAGAAUCAUACACUGAGGUGUCUGUGUGUGCGCCAGUUAUAAUAUGACUGUGUGUGUUAUAACCUGGCUACAUCUUUCUGUGUGUAGAUGACAGUGAUGAGGAGGUGAGUCGUAAGGUGCGUACGGUGCGGCAGGCUGCCACCAAGGCUGUGUCCAAACAGAGAGAGAUCUUGCUGGGAGACGGAGGCAGCGAGGACGAGGAACGCGAAGACAAGGAGGAGGCCUUCGCAGACCGUAAGUCAACCACUCAAAACAGGCCUACCCGGACCAAGCCCUUGAUCAUGACUCUGUUCCAUUACAUUACACACAAGUCAUUGAACGAAGGCAUCGGGCUGGGCGAUAUGGCCAAAAUAUCAUAUCACUGUAUUUUAAAAGAAUUUGACGGAAAUUUAUGUUUUUGAAUAAUAAAAGUUCUAAAUUUGCUUUAUGAGUAGUGCGUGACCCUAGGGUGGCAACAUAUACAUUCUAAGUAAUUUGAAUGGGUCUUUCUCCAUUCUGAUUGUUUUAUACUGUUCAAUUUGACCUAUCUAUUUCUGCAUUUCCUGCACUAAUUUGAGAUCAUUACCACACUGCCACGUAGGGUUGUACGAUAUGGGCAAACAACCUAGGCCUUAUUUUGAACCAAAUAUUGCAAUUGUUAUUUUACUUGCGAUUUAGAGCAAAACACUUGGGUGAACUGUUGGAAUCAUGCAAAUAUAAUUAUUAUUCUAAUUCUAUAGGUAGAAUAUAAUAUUGGGCACUUUCAAUACAGUGUUGGACAUGAAAACUAAUACAAAUGCCAGGGAUAAGUUAUUGUGACAGGGUAGGAGUGUUGACAAGGGUUUCCUAGCGGACCCUAUAUUCUUUGGCUACAUUGAAUGUUUUCUCUUAGCGACUUCAUGUAGCUAACAUAUUAAUGCGUCGCGUAUUCCUCUUUGAUUUAGAAGAUAUAUUUAGAAGAACAACAUGCUAAUUUAGGUCUACACCAUCACUGGUAUUAUUAUGCUGUACAUGUAUAAAUAAAUGUACUGAGUCAGCGCAAACGUAAUUAGCUACAGUGCAUUCAGAAAGUAUUCAGACCCCUUCACUUUUUCCACAUUUUGUUACGUUACAGCCUUAUUCUAAAAUGGAUUAGAUUGUUUCCCCCCCCCCCCCCCAUCAAUCUACACACAAUACCCCAUAAUGACAAAGCAAAAACAGAUUUUUAGAAACUUUUGCAGAAACCUGAAAUCCAUGUACCUAAGUAUUCAGACCCUUUACUCAGUACUUUGUUGAAGCACCUUUGGCAGCGAUUACAGCCUUGAGUCUUCUUUGGUAUGACGCUAUAAGCUUGGCACACCUGCAUUUGGGGAGUUUCUCCCAUUCUUCUCCGCAGAUCCUCUUAAGCUCUGUCAGGUUGGAUGGGGAGCGUCGCUGCACAUCAAUUUUCAGGUUUCUCCAGAGAUGUUCAAUCGGUUUCAAGUCCGGGCUCUGGCUGGGCCAAUCAAGGACAUUCAGAAUCUUGUCCCGAAGCCACUCCUGCGUUGUCUUGGCUGUGUGCUUAGAGUCGUUGUCCUGUUGGAAGGUGAGCCUUCGCCCCAGUCUGAGGUCCUAAGCGCUCUGGAGCAGGUUUUCAUCAAGGAUCUCUCUCUACUUUGCUCUGUUCAUCUUUCCCUCGAUCCUGACUAGUCUCCUAGUCCCUGCCGCUGAAAAACAUCCCCACUGCAUGAUGCUGUCACCACCAUGCUUCACCGUAGGGAUGGUAUUGACCAUAAAAGCCUGAUUGGUGGAGUGCUGCAGAGAUGGUUGUCUUUCUGGAAGGUUCUCCCAUCUCCACAGAGGAACUCUGGAGCUCUGUCAGAGUGACCAUCGGGUUUGGCCGGGCGGCCAGCUCUAGGAAGAGGCUUGGUGGUUCCAAACUUCUUCCAUUUAAGAAUGAUGGAGGCCGCUGUGUUCUUAGGGACCUUCAAUGCUGCAGACAUUUUUUGGUAACCUUCCCCAGAUCGGUGCCUCGACAUAAUCCUGUCUCGGAGCUCUACGGACAAUUCCUUCAACCUCAUGACUUGGUUUUUGCUCUGACAUGCACUGUCAACUGUGGGACCUUUAUAUAGACAGGUGUGUGCCUUUCCAAAUAAUGUCCAAUCAAAUGAAUUUACCACAGGUGGACUCCAAGUUGUAGAAACAUCUCAAGGAUGAUCAAUGGAAACAGGAUGCACCUGAGCUCAACUUCGAGUCUCAUAGCAAAGGGUCUGAAUACUUAUGUAAAUUUGCAAACAUUUCUAAACCUGUUUUCGCUUUGUCAUUAUGGGGUAUUGUGUGUAGAUGAGGAAAAAAAUAAAUGUAAUCCAUUUUAGAAUAAGGCUAACGUGACAAAGUGGAAAAAGUGAAGAAGUCUAAAUACUUUCCGAAUGCACUGUAGCUAAUUACGUUUGCGCUGACUCAGUACAUUUAUUUGCUAGCUAGCCAGCUAACUAGCGAUUAGCAUUAGCGGCCAAUAAGAUUUAGGCCCAACUUGCUAAGAAAAUACAAACUAGCUGUUUGCAGAUGUAGAAACUCAAACGAAUAAUGUAAUUGUAGAAAGCUUGUGGAUUUAUAUUAAGAAGCAAAGUGAAAACAGCAUCGUUGUCAUCAACAUUGUUGCAUGUGCUGCAAUGACCAUGCAGACUGAACGCAAGUGUCUCAUGGUCGAGGAACAACAAAUGUGCUCCUUGAGUGACGGGGCGUGGCUAGGUCUGUGUGGAAAGCGGCAUGGAGAGCGAUGACUCAAUUAGAUAAGUAAAUUAUAAAAGUGGACGUACACAAGGCAUAUUCCAUUUUAUCAAACCAAACAUUAAAAUACCGUUAUAGAAGGUAAAGUAAAAACCCAAACAUGUCCGUGCAUCAAUACCGGUAUAUCGUAAAAUAAGUUAUACCGCCCAGCCCUACGAAGGAGUCUUCUAUACGGGGGAGUGUUAAAAUUGGUGUAUAAAAUUGAGCACACAGCCAUGCAAUCUCCAUAGACAAACAUUGGCAGUAGAAUGGCCCGUACUGAAGAGCUCAGUGACUUUCUACGUGGCACCGUCAUAGUCAGUUUGUCACAUUUCUGCCCUGCUAGAGCUGCCCAGGUCAACUGUAAGUGCUGUUAUUGUGAAGUUGAAACGUCUAGGAGCAACAACUGCUCAGCUGCAAAGUGAUAGACCACACAAGCUCACAGAACGGGAUCACUGAGUGCUGUAGCGCGUAAAAAUCGUCUGUCCUCUGUUUCAACACUCACUGCUGAGUUCUAAACUGCCUCUGGAAGCAACGUCAGCACAAAAACUGUUCUUCUGGAGCUUCAUGAAAUGGGUUUCCAUGGCCGAGGAGCCGCACACAAGCCUAAGAUCACCAUGCGCAAUGCCAAGCGUCGGCUGAAGUGGUGUAAAGCUCGCCGCCAUUGGACUCUGGAGCUGUGUAAACGCAUUCUCUGGAGUGAUGAAUCACGCUUCACCAUCUGGCAGUCCGACGAACAAAUCUGUGUUUGGCGGAUGCCAGGAGAACGCUACCUGCCCCAAUGCAUAGUGCCAACUGUAAAGUUUGGUGCAGGUGGAAUAAUGGUCUGGGGCUGUUUUUCAUGGUUCGGGCUAGGCCCUUUAGUUCCAGUGAAGGAAAUGUUAAUGCUACAGCAUGCAAUUACAUUCUAGACGAUUCUGUGCUUCCAGCUUUGUGUCAACAGUUUGGGGAAGACCCUUUCCUGUUUCAGCAUGACAAUGCCCCCGUGCACAAAGCGAGGUCCAUAUAGAAAUGGUUUGUCGAGAUCGGUGUGGAAGAACUUGACUGGCUUGCACAGAGUCCUGACCUCAACCCCAUCGAACACCUUUGGGAUAAAUUGGAAUGCAGACUGCGAGCCAGGCCUAAUCGCCCAACAUCAGUGCCCGACCUCACUAAUGCUCUUUUGACUGAAUGGAAGCAAGUCCCCGCAGCAAUGUUCAAACAUCUAGUGGAAAGCCUUCCCAGAAGACUGGAGGCUGUUGUAGCAGCAAAGGGGGGACCAACUACAUAUUAAUGCCAAUGAUUUUGGAAUGAGAUGUUUGACGAGCAGGUGACCACAUUCUUUUGGCCAUGUAGUGUAUUUUUCAGGUGAAAUUACCAAUAAUCACCACCUCGUCCUCCUCUCUCUAGCUGAUGAGUCGGGCAGUGAUGAAGACUUCAUGGUUGAGGAUGAUGAUGAUAGUGACUAUGGCCGCUCCAAGAGCAAGAGGAGCAGCAAGAAGGUGAUCAAACGGAGCCGGCCGGAAAGGAAGGAAAAGAAAUCCCCCAAACCACGACUAAAGGCCACUGGUAGGACCGCUCACCAUGAAUCAAUCACCCAUAUCCUUCAGAACUGCAAGCAUCGGUUGUUAAAUGUUUUUUUCAGAUAAUGUGUAAGUAUCUUCCCAGCCUCAUAACGUCAUUGAAUGAAUGUGUAUCCAUAACUUUGUGUGUGCUUCUCCUCCCCCAGUGACCCCCAGCCCAAUGAAAGGAAAGGGUAAAGGUCGCCCCAGUGCUGCCAAGGCCCUGGAGAAGAGCUCGCCCAAAGAGGAGGAGGAAGAGGAGGAGCCAGAGAGCCCUUUGGAGGAGGAAGAGGAGGAGGUGGUGAAGAAAGACUCCUCCCCCGCACCCAAGAAAACGAAGGAGGCACCCGGGAAGGAGAAGAAGGAAAAGGAAGAUGAGGAGGAGGAGGAAGAGGAGGACGGAUCGGAAGAGGACGUGCCCUCUGGGGAAGACUAGACCCACAGAAGUCCCACCUCUCUCUCUCUCCCCCCUCCCCUUCCCUCUCUCUCUUUACCUUCUCAAGUUUUUGUUUCUCUUGGUUUAGAGUUUAUUUUGGUUUCAUUGGUGGCCUGGCUCAAUGGUUUGAACCUCAUUUGUUGUUUAGUGUUAGUUGUUUAGUGUCUGGCUUCCCGUAAUGACUGACUGACUGACUGACUGACUGAGGACAUGGUAUCUGUGUGCAUGAGAUCAUGCAUACCAUAUGGCUGUGAGGGAUGGAAGGAAAGAACAAGUGAGAUUUUACUCCAUCUCUCUGAACAUGUCCCAUCCCUCCAUCCCUGUCCCCUCUGCUCAGCUACACCUCCCUCCACUGGCACACCUCUCCUCUCCUUUCUCAUCUCCCUCUCUGCAGUGACUGCAUUAGUCUUUCCUACACAAGUCUGUGUGAAUCUCAAAAAACGGUUUCUUUAGGCUUUGUUAGUUUGCCUUUUUCUGAGAGCUCCGUGCUAGUGGACAUCCGUCCUCAACAGUCGCUUGGAGUGUAGAGUCACUAGUUUUCUUUCUGCAGGCUGAUGUGUGUGUGUGUGUGUGCAAGUGAGCCUUCUAUAAAAAAAUAAAUUCUAGCCAUCUUCUUUCUCUGCUGAGUUCUCCAUUCCCCUCUCCUCCCCAAGUAAUCUCUGGUCUGACAUGACUGAAUAGGUGAAAGCUAUGUAGAAUAACCCUUGCUUGACCUAUCCAGGAGAGUUAGAUCAGUGAUUACUGAGCCCUGGGUUUGUUCAGCCAGUCUGGGUUUCUAUCUCUAUCCUGGUUUCUCAGUGGACUGCUGUUGUCCAAUCAAAGCACUUUUUUAUUCACUGUGCCACACUACCCAUUGGUUUAGUUACAGCCCAACGCUGACUAAUCAGAGAAGGCCACACUGGAGACUCUUUGAGGGAGGAUAUGUCAGCGUGUUUCCUGUCUGUCUAUUUCCCUGUUGUAUCUAGAUUGUUCUCCCUCAGUUCCUGUGCCCACUAACCCCAUAGCGCUGUGCCAACACUGACAGUGCUUUUUAAACUCAAACACAACACGUUUUAAGGAAGGUUUUACGGUUGUUAUUUUAAUGUUAACUUGGUUGAAUUAAUGCUGUUCUAUUUCCCCCUACUCUGAGGUUACGCUCUGGCCCUGUGUCAAGGACCUUCAGUUUAACACAUACAUAUUCAAUAACAAAACAAGCUUUGUGUAACUGUUCAGUCAUGUGCUUUGAGAUCAAUUGUUUUUAUUGUAUUAUAAAGCAAAUAGGCAGAAUAAUCGGCAUUGGACAAAUAGCAAUCAGCACACGUCCAACACAUUUUUUCAUGAUAUUCAAUAUAACAGUACAUUCAUAGUACAAGGAACAGAGUUGAAGAUCACUUUGGAGUAGCAGUGUGUUAUUGUGCUUUAGACCGAGAGAUUACUCUGAGCGUCUGCGAUGUGCUGUAAACGGUUAUUUGUGUGGUGAGCGAGGGGGUCAUGGAAGCAGGUUCUAGAUCAGCCCUAAGAGAGCCUGUUUGUUUGCUGUGCUGGUACUACCAUUGUGCGGGUGUGAUGGAGCACACACUCAGGGGAUUUGGUGUUUCCUCACCCUAGACCCUCUACCAUUUGGUUUGUGGUUCAGAGAUUUUGGAUGCCUCUGUGCUAGGCAUGACACAUGCAUACACCGUACACACAUGCCAGCAGACACACACACUACCCUGGUAUGGCCAGAGCAUCCUUUCAUUGUUCAACCCUUUGUGCCAGGCAUCCACAAGCUUUUUUUAAAUUGAAUCGAGAGUUGUUUUUUUGAGAGGCCCUAAAAUGAAUGUUUUUUUUGUUGGUUUGUUUUAAUUCUCUAUUCAGAUUUUUUGUAAUGUUUGUUUUUUAAGAAAAUUAAUAAAAUGUAUCUUGAUUUUAAAGAGAAAAGUUGACCCAAUCCAUCUGUUUUUCUGCUGGGUUUAGGAAGACUGGGAGAGCAGACCCAGCAAUCCCUCCUUUCUGUUCCACUCUCCUCCUUUUCUCUCAUUCUAUCACUCAUCUCACGUGCUCUCCCUCUCCUGCACUCAGCUCAUACUCACUCCUUCCCUCUCUCUCACACACACAUGGCUCAUUCCCCUCAGACAGAAGUAGUCAGGGUGUUGAUGUAGUCAACAGUGAUGCUGGCUAAUGUUUCACUCCAUACCUCUCCUCUACAUCCAAGAAACACUAGCUGCAUUUCCCCUACUCUGCCCUUCACAGAUCUGAUAGGACUGGAUAAGUGACAGCAAUAGAGCCCCACAGUGGAGGUGUCAUAAUACCCAUAAAACCUACCGGUCAAACAGGGAAAUGGUUCCAAUUGUUUUUUCACCAUAAAUUUUUCCCUUAUGGAAUUUUAGAAACACUUAAAAUAAGGGCAGUGUUUCGUGUAGGCUUACCCUGGCGAGAUGUUUUGAUAACCGUGUAAAUAUCUCUCAGACAAGAUGAUUUUUUAAAUCAAUAUAUUCGGCUCUAUUUACUGAUUGAAAAAUGCUAAUUAGUGUCAAAGUAGACAUGCAAGACUACAAAUCCCUGCAAGCUCCUGCAUGUCAUCUCUAGCUGACAUCUUUGCUAACGGGUAUUGUGUCAAUUUAAAACUUGCGCAAGACAGUUCACAGAAUUGUCCAUUUAAAGAAAUGUAGCCAAUUUAUUAAUGCCUAAACUUAGCUAAAAUUAGUUAACCCAGAGAUUCUUACCUUUACCUCGAUUCAGCAGUCUCAUCCAGAUCAUCAUGGUAUUUGUAGUUCUUAAUGAUAGCCACAUUAGCAGCUAAUUAGCGUUUAAUUUUUGGAGGGUAAAUAUAGGCCAAUAUAGUGAUAAGUUAUCUUGUCCUAGAGAGAUUUACACGGCUAUCAAAACGUCACGCCAGGGUAAGCCUACACGAAACAGACCUUAUUUUAAGUGUUUCUAAAAUCCCCUAUGGGAAAAAUGAAUGGUGGGAAAACGAUUGGAACCAUUUCCUUGUUUGACCGCUAGGUUUUAUGGGUAUUAUGACUCAUACUGUGGUACUCUAUAUGAAGGAAUCUAGGUCAAACCACUGCUUAUGCCUUCCCGGUUGUUUCAGAUCUGCAAAUAGGAGAAUACAAGGGCAGAAGUGAGAGAGAAGGCAUGAAAUGAGUGCAAGAGAAUGUUUUGGUGUUGCUCCUCCCUGGGUUGAAAAACAUUUUUGAGCCAAACCUAUGGUAUCGUAAUGCAUUCUUGGUCUAUAUGGGUUCAUUAUUGUUUUCGCUGAGAAUUAAAGCUACUAGUUAUUCAAACGAGUUUGGGCGCUUAAAGAUUGAGUCGGUUUCUUAUUGCCUUAUUUUCCCUUGGUACUACUGAACUAGAGGAGCACUUGGUAUGGUGUGAUACAUGGGGACUGGAGGGGAUUUUAGGGUGAAUACUAAACUUGUAGAUCAGAAAUGAUUCCACCCAGCCUACAGGAGUGCCUAGGGCGUUGGGGCUAGUGGUCGCUUUGGAAUUCAGCAAAUGAGUGCUCUGCCUCGGAUGCUGACCAACUGAAGCCAUAGAUCUGACAUAGUAUAAGAGGAGGACGUGGAGGGGGUGUCUGUCAUCAAAGAAAAUAAUGAAAUAGAAGACUAGCUGACAGAUCAAAGCUGUCAUUAUACCAAGGGACCACUGUAUGUAUGUAUAUAUAUAUUGGCCUAUCAGUCAGACCCAAUGAUGUUCUGACCAAUACCAAAUCGCUCAAGAUCCCAAGACUGCAUAUAUGUGCCCUAGAAGCUGUUUCAGCAGACCCAAACCGAACCUUGGUUCUGGUGCACUUUCCCUGGUACCCUCCUGAUGGCAGUGGACAAGUGUUUAUAUGCCUAAUUCCAAACUGGCCCCUAUAUUCCAAGCACUUCUGUAGAUCUUAGAUAGGUAUUAGCAAAUUUUAAUGACAAAAGUAAAUUGCUUAUACCUAUUCAAGCCUUGGCUACACAUGGGCCUUAGUGUUAGGGUUAGCAGUUAAUUUGGAUUGGUCAUCUUCGUAUAGGGCUUGUAUCAUGUUCCUGAAUGUCACUGAAAGCUUGUACUGUAUGGGGUUUCUGUGUCCAGGCAGUAGGGGCUCCCACAGAGAGCUCCCCAACAGGGCUAUGAGGUCCGUACUGCUAGGCUUCUUUUCUGAUAGUUAA